AUGCAAAUUGGACGCGAAAAUGGCAUAUUUAUCGGUUCAAUGGACACGAUUCCUGCUUCUCUUAGUGGCACAGACGACGAAGGUGAAAAGGCACCGACGCUGAAAGAAUAUUUUAAACCCGACGGCUUACUGCGCGUGGGACGAAGUCGAUGCUGCUUCCCUGAUUGUAAAAACGACCACUUGGUUCAGCUCUUAGUCUGCAAGAAUCAAAAAACGAGAGAAACACUCGAUAUUUCAGAGAAUUACUACAUAGCAGUGACAAUUGCUCGGAAUGAUGGCCAACUCAGUUAUCCAGUCGACUGCGACUACAUGCGUAUCAAAACUGAAACCGAAAAAGGCUUGAAACUAUCCAUGGCAGGUGUGGCCGGGUUUCUCUUCCGUUUUUAUGAACCAAACACCAAGUACUUGGUCACUUUCGCUCUGAAAACCGGUCCAACGACGAAGAAGAGUAAAAAGAAACGUAAAAAACAACAAAACUUGUGGAAAACGGUGAGCGAACUUACAAUCCAACUGGAAACGGGGUCGAAACGGUGUAACUCACGGAAGCCCAGAAAGGCUCUGGCAACAAGAAAUGUGACCCCACAGUCUGAGUUGGAACCUGCCUCGCUUACUGAAGAAGGUAUGGAGCUUUUUAGGCGAUCUAUGUGGGUGAUGAAAGAGCUACAAUCGCUUCGUGACAAUGCGAGGUGGAGCGAUUUCGAUGAUCGCGCAAAUGAACUUCUGCUAUCUUAUACAGAUAUUGACACAAUUGUUGCCAUUAAAUUAGAGCAGAGCGUGGCAGCCUGUUACAAGAACGAUUUGGAACACUCGUUACAGCUAUUAGACGAGGCCUUCAGUCUCAUGUCGGGAGCCACCAACGUCCUAGUUUUAGCUGGAAGGGGAUACGGCUACCGCGCUGGUGUCAAGAGACGUCAGCGGAAUCUUGGCGAAGCGCAACAAGACGUUCAGUUGGCAGAGCAAAACAUUCGCGCGUGUCACACAAGCCUAGAUGCGAGCUUCAUUGCUUACGAGAGAGCGAGCGUGUUGCUAGAUUUCAUCGGCCGCCUGUCUCAACGGAGCCCCAAACAAGUCGAGGAGGCUUUACGUAAUUUGGAAAAGUGUAUCGAUGUGUGUUUAAGCGUUGAAAUGCAAGAUGAGAAAAUGUAUGUGAAGAAACAUCACUUUGCUUUCAUAAAAAUUGCAAUGCUUUUGCUCGAUUGCCGCACAGAGGCCGCACGUGAACGAGUUCUGAGCGAAGAGUUCAUCGCAAAAGGCGAGAAGUGUCUAAAGACGCUGGAAACCAAAUACUGGUCGCAGAUCGCAGAAGGAGUCAAAGUUCAGUUCUACCUGGCAAGUUCAGACUUAGAAUACCGAAAGGGAAACUGUCAAAACGCUGAAAAUUUUGCCAGUUUAGCUAAGGACAGAGCGGUACAUCUGGGUUUCAACACGGAAAUUUCUCACGCACAAGAACGACUGGAUCACAUGCGUGUCGUCACGCGUGGAACUCAUAAUGCCAGGCCUUUGUACAUGGCCAGAGGCGCAAGUGCUAGUGAGGGAGAAUAUGGCGAUAUCAGCUCAGAUAUUAGCCUAUCGGGUUCUGAAUCGGAUUGGCAAAAGAUUUUGAAGCCUACUGACUAGUGACCGGUCACACAAUGCUCGUUUACCUGCCAUUACUAAAUAAACCGUCUCCAACCAAAACGAUGGGGGAGAUCAGUAUUGGAACUCACAUCUUCCAAUCUCUUAGGUGAUAGCCAUCAUGUGCAUAGUAUUUGACUCUAGUAAAAAAAUAAAUCAUGACUGUAGAGCGAACAAUCAAACAAACAUUAAUGAUUUAGCAAUGCUGAAUCAAUAAUUGCGAUAAGUUGUACUUGCUUGAUUGAAAUCAAUGUCUUUCAUUACAAUCAAUAAUUUUCCAUACAAGGAGCCUGUUAUUAAUUGAUCAAACAGAAGCCGCGGACAAGUUUUGAUAAUCGAGGUCUUUUUAGGGAACAGUUAUUACUGUUCUGUUUUCGCGCAUUAAUAAAGGCCAAAAGUUUUGGGACUUUUCCAGUGAAAUUGGUAACUAAAGACCUCCCCUUCCCAGCCCAAACAAUGUUGAAUUUUGACCACAGUGGGUGUAAAUGAGUCCUUUUUGGGCGCAUCAUUGCUGAGAGGAGUAGGGAGGGCGGGAGCCUGAAGGGACGAAUCAAAGCCAUAUCAUAGAUAUUCUUAUCAAUUAUUUUGGCCAAUCAGUUGACAGCUGUUGAGUAGAGUAUUCGAUCGAACUAGCCUGAAUCAAUGUCGAUCUGUUACAUGUACUGAAUGAAUAAAUAAUAAGUAAAACAUCGGUCAAAGGGACGCGACAUUUUUAGUAUUCACAACUGAUCAUGAAAUAGGGUUUAAAAUAAAAAUUAACAAACAAAUAACAAACUGUAGAAAUUCGGUCAGAGGUAACUUCUGGGACAUUCUAGGUAUAUAUAUAGGUCUUGACAAGUAAUGUAUCAAACAUGACCCUUAGGCCAGUUUCAAACGUUGUGUUACUGUCGCGCGUGUCGAAUGCGUGGCUGGCUCCAAUGUCACGACUAUAAAUGCUUGACUCAUGACCAUUCAGUCGAAUAAAACAGAUUUUGUCAAAAACAAAUCGACUUUAAGUACGCAACUGCCGUGCUUAAGACGAAUCCAUUAAUUCGGUCUAAUGACCUCUCGAGUUCGGUCAGAAGAGAAACCAAUACUGGGAGGAUGGAAGGUGCGUUGCAUUUGCUUGAAACGAAUCUAAAAAAAAGUGCAAAUGAGCGAGAAAAAUAGAUUUUCCAUCUUUACAGUGGCAUUAGCAUGAAAUUCAGCGCAUGUGCUGGCAGCGAAAACGUUACCUAAAACAUAGUUUUCCGCUGAUUCAAAACUCAUUUCUCUUCUUUCUAUCUUGCUUAAAUUGUCAAUUGGUGAAUUUUCGUAGAGUGGAAUUCGUAAGUAUCGCAUCCUGACUGGCUCAGAAAAAGAAAAUAGAAAUCUUCGGACGGUCUCGUGUUUACGUUCUCCAUAAAACAUAAAAGCAGAAGUCGAAAGACCAAUUCACACCAAAGCUUAAACAUAUUUAAACGAGAAAAAGGGUUUAUAAGCCUGGUUGCAAGUUACUAUUAUGUUGGGUAUGAAACGGUAAAAAUUUACAUAUAAUAAGAUGUAUUGGCGUGACAUUUCACCCUAUCGUCAGUUUUUCAUAAUGUUGGGUAAUAUAUUUACAGAAAAAUAUGAAUUUAUUAAAUGUAAAUUUAUUGGUGUGGAGGGGGCCUGACGCGCACGAGUAGGUUGUAACAGUAAAUGUAUCAAUCCAGCCAUCUGAAAGCCCUUGGACUUAACUUUCGAAUCAUGUUUCGAAUGCAUCGCGACAAGGGAGAUGGCCUGAGUGCGGUUUUUCGUUUUGACUUCGCGCACGAGCGGGGAAUCCCCGAUCAGUACGUGACGUCAUUCAAGAGUUAAAAUACAAACAGAGCUGUGUAAGGGAGUAAAGCGCCAAACACAAGUCAAGCUCGUAUGCAUUGGAAAGGAUUCAGGACUUCUAAGCCGUUGAAAACAAAUUAUUGACUUUCAGUUGAAAUAAGGAAACGAAAAGGAGCGAAAUACAAGGCUUGUAUACGUGUUUUAAACGGACAGACUAGCUAUUGCGUAGUUAGAAAUGUCGUUUCGACAAGGUGGACGAAGGACUGAGGUUCCAGCAGCCCUCCUAAAAAGGAAAAUAAGCGGGAAGAUUGUCGAAGUUUUACUUCCAAAACACAGCACGAUGAAACCUCAACAAGGACAUAUCAUCGUCCAAGCCAAAACUGUUUGUUUACAAAUGGGAGAUUAUAACAACUUUCAUUUUGAUGUCGUUGACCUCGGUAUGUCCGAUGAUGUUUCCGAACUGCUCACGAAAGUAUCCGACGAUGAUGAAUUGGUUAUUCGUGUCUUACGGAGAUAUGGUGAACCUGAAGAAUUUAUCUUGAAAAGAAAUGCAAGCGUGAUUUGUCCAUCGAUUAACAUUUGUGCAGACUUUUUCAGGAUUAUUCCACCAUCAGAUGAAAAGCCUAAUACAGACUCUUCCUUUGGGAUUACAGUUGACUCUCAAAUCCACACCAGCGAUGCUCAGAUCGGAGACUGGAAUAAAGCUAUUAUUAAACCCCGAGAGGGAUUUUGCGAUGUGUUUGACAGUACUCGGCCAAUCCUUCGUGUGCUACGGUCGCCUCCGAAGUUUGUUUCAGUUUCUCUUAAUAUAAAAGAUUUUCCAAACUUCAAGAGGGAUCAUCGGGUAGUGCUUAAAAUUUGCAAGAAUCGCUUUGAUGGCAGAGCUUUUGAAUACUGCUUUGAGGAUAAAAUAAAGAGGCAACAGGGAAUAAUCUUUUGUAAAAGCUUACGUGGCUUAUCUUUGGCCGGAUCGAAGAAAAUGAAAGGUUUCUAUGAUGUUGACGUGACGGUAACAGAAAGAAGUCAAAAUGAGAAAAUGGAAGUCAAAGAAGGAGUGAUGUUCAUACGCGAUGCUAGUUUCGAAAAUCUUCGAGGCUUAGUUGGGUUUUGGUUCCGCUUCCACACCGCAAAUAAAAGAUACAUCAUUACUUUUUCAUUGUGGGAGAAAGAUACUAGAGGUGAGAAAAGUGGGGUCCUUCUGGAUGAGGUACACAUCGAUGCUGAAACAGGCGAGCGAAAGCGUUCACCGCUAUCAAGACGCAAAAAACUUUUGUGCCUCGCCGAGGAGGUCCGUGAAGAGGCAUCACUUCCGGGUGAAAUUCACAGUGAGCCUACGUCACUUCCGGAGGGGAGCCACAAAGCUGUUGAAGGAAGCGAACAGAUUUUACCGAACGAUAACGGAAGGUUACCGAGCUUGCCCUUUUCGGAAGAAACAGGAUUUUCCGGGAAGAAGCUUUGGGAAUAUAAUCACAUGACGGCUGGAAAGAGGAUUCAAACACCACCUAAAAGGAAAAGACGCAGAAAACUAUUAUGCCCUGUCACGGGUCCUGCCACGGAGAAACCUGAAGAGACAUCACUUUUGGGUGAAAUUCACAGUAAGCCUACGUCACUUCCGGAGGGGAGUCACAAACUCGAAGAAAACGAACAGUGUCUGCCCGUUUCGAAAGAAACAAAAUUUCCCGGGGAGAACCUUUCGGGAUAUAAUCACAUGACGGCUGAAAAACUCAAACAAACACUUGCACCACCUAGCAGGAAAAGUCAACGAAGUCAUUUAUUUAAAAGGGAUUAUUGCAAUGGUGAAGCGCGGUUACAAGGUCAAACUUCUCAAUUUAUGUCAAAAGAAAUGCCACUUCCGGCGGAAGUUGACGGUUCGGUCUAUGAGCAGAGCCUGCGAAUUAUGGAAGUUUUGGGAGAUUUACGCGAUAAUGGAAAAUGGGAAGAAUUCGAUUGCGAAGCUGAUCAGUUGCUUAGAAAAUUUUUUGACUGCAAUGACCUUCUGAUUACUGUCAUUCUUGAACAAGGAAAGGCUGCUUGCUUUCGAAACGAUCAAACGUCCGCGGAGGAUUUUAUUAAGAAAGCAUCGUUGAAAAUUCGGCAGGAAUCUUGUAGCUUGGUAUCCCUGUGGAAAGGUCGGGCGAAUACCUAUCUGGCGGAGAUUUACGGAAGAGAUAAGCUGGCAUUUGGUAAAGCACAGCGAUGCAUCACGUCUGCGAAGAAGUAUCUAAAGAACACAUCCUACCUUUUAGACCGUGCCUGCCUUGCUUGCGAAGAGGGCAGCCUGCUUCUCCAACAGUCUCACUUAUCAUCCAUGGCGGAAGAAUCCAGGCGUUGCUUUGACAGCUCUAUCGAGUUAUGCAAACUUGGCUUAGAAGAAAGCCCCAACAACCGCCUGCUUCUAAGAACGCACGACCUGGCAGUGACGAAGAAAGCUAUGCUUCUUCUGCAUUUUUCCAAAGAUUACGGACUGAGCGGAAACUUAGUGAAUGAAAAAACACUUCUUGAGGCAAGGCAGUGUCUCGAGAGUCUAAAACUCGCCUCCGUUAAGGAAAUGACAAAGACUGCACAAGUUCAAUACCAUUUG
Messenger RNA from Porites lobata, 5974 nucleotides. The record is from the annotation of a GenBank genome assembly. NCBI's taxonomy places the organism in Eukaryota, Metazoa, Cnidaria, Anthozoa, Scleractinia, Poritidae.